CGAGGGGCGGAGCGGCGGCGGCGUCGUCCCCGCCUCCUCUCGAGGGACCGCGUCUGAGCCUCGGCGGUGGCGGCGUCGGUAACGCUCGGAGCCCGAGGAGAGCUUCUUGCCCAAGAGCUGCGGCGGCCAUCGAGACCCACCCAAGGCGCGUCUCCCUCGGCCUCUCGGCGCUCCCAGGCCGCAGUGUCCGUGCCCGCGCCGGUUAAGCUCGCUCGCUCGCUCUCCCUGCUUCCCUGCGUCCGGCUGCGCCAUGGCUUUGGCGGCGGCGGCGCUGGCGGCGGUCGAGCCGGCCUGCGGCAGCCGGUACCAGCAGUUGCAGAAUGAGGAAGAGCCAGGAGAACCUGAACAGGUUGGCAGUGACGCUCCUCCACCCUACAGCAGCAUCUCUCCCGAGAGCAGCAUCUCCGCUGAGAGUGCAGCAUAUUUUGACUAUAAAGAUGAGUCUGGGUUUCCAAAGCCUCCGUCUUACAAUGUGGCUACAACACUGCCCAGUUAUGAUGAAGCUGAGAGAACCAAAGCUGAAGCUACUAUCCCUUUGGUUCCAGGAAGAGAUGAAGAUUUUGUGGGCCGGGAUGAUUUUGACGAUGCUGACCAGCUAAGGAUAGGAAAUGAUGGGAUUUUCAUGUUAACUUUUUUCAUGGCAUUCCUCUUUAACUGGAUUGGAUUUUUCCUGUCUUUUUGCCUGACCACCUCAGCUGCAGGAAGGUAUGGGGCCAUUUCAGGAUUUGGUCUCUCUCUAAUUAAGUGGAUCCUGAUUGUCAGGUUUUCCACCUAUUUCCCUGGAUACUUUGAUGGCCAGUACUGGCUCUGGUGGGUGUUCCUGGUAUUAGGCUUUCUCCUGUUUCUCAGAGGAUUUAUCAAUUAUGCAAAGGUCCGGAAGAUGCCAGAAACAUUCUCCAAUCUACCCAGGACCAGAGUUCUCUUUAUUUAUUAAAGAUGUUUCUGGCAAAGGCCUUCCUGCAUUUAUGAAUUCUCUCUCAAGAAGCAAGAGAACACCUGCAGGAAGUGAAUCAAGAUACAGAACACAGAGGAAUAAUCAUCUGCUUUAAAAAUAAAAAAAUAAAAGUACUGUUGAAGAAGAUCAUUUCUUUCUAUUUGUUCCUAGGUGUAAAAUUUUAAUAGUUAAUGCAGAAUUCUGUAAUCAUUGAAUCAUUCGUGGUUAAUGUUUGAAAAAGCUCUCGCAAUCAAGUCUGUGAUGUAUUAAUCGGCUUAUAUAUUGUUUGUAGUCAUUUUAAAUAGCAUGAGCCAUGUCCCUGCAGUCAGUAGGGGGCAGUCUUGCUUUAUUCAUUCUCCAUUUCAAAAUGAAUUUGGAAUUAAAUAUUUUAAUGUAAGAUACAUAUAAUGCUGGCUGUCUUAAAGGGGUUUUCUCAAAAGUUAAAUUUUUUGUUACGAUUGCAUUUCUGCACAUAAUACAUAUUUGCUGUUAAAAUUAAUCUAAAAAUUUAUUCUGUUGUACUGUGUGAACACAUUGAAGCAAAAUCAUAGUGCAAAAUACAUAUAAGUUGUGGUAAAAAAUAUGUUCUUAAUUGGUAAAUAAUAAGCAUUAUUUUUUUUAUUGUCUUAUUCUAAAUUUGCAGUGAUUAUUCUGUGGUGCAUACCUAGGGAUUCUAAAGGUAUUGUCACCAUAUAAAGUAGAAAGGACAAGGACAAAUGUGGUAGAAUUACUAAAAUGCAAUUCUUGACAUUUUCUGUAUUAAUAGAGUCUUUACCCCUUUUUUUCUUUUUCUUUUGUCUCCUGUUUAUGGGCCAGGGGUUGGUCGUGAGGAGGGAGUUUGGCACUAGGAGCAAAGAAAGAAUUGGCUUUGGAAUUUUUGAGAUGCUCCCUAACAUACUGUACUACUUGCUUUUAUAAUGUGUUAGCAAAAACUGAUGCUGUAAGUGUAGAAUGAUGUGCUUUCUGCCAAGUGGUAAUUCACCUUGGUUUGCUAUGUUAAAACUGUAAAUACAACAGAACAUUAAUAAAUGUCUCUUGUGUAGCA
Messenger RNA from Choloepus didactylus (southern two-toed sloth), 1979 nucleotides. It is a transcript of the gene NDFIP1, whose product is annotated as Nedd4 family interacting protein 1. The coding region runs from base 251 to 934 and encodes 227 amino acids. Lineage: Eukaryota; Metazoa; Chordata; Mammalia; Pilosa; Megalonychidae. The record is from RefSeq and is a predicted model, not a curated record. Gene Ontology annotation, cellular component: endoplasmic reticulum; Golgi apparatus; perinuclear region of cytoplasm. The transcript is spliced from 8 exons. Gene Ontology annotation, biological process: vacuolar transport; positive regulation of protein ubiquitination; metal ion transport. Gene Ontology annotation, molecular function: WW domain binding.